Molecule: messenger RNA, 3718 nt
Organism: Cavia porcellus (domestic guinea pig)
Lineage: Eukaryota; Metazoa; Chordata; Mammalia; Rodentia; Caviidae
Gene: Tox4
Product: TOX high mobility group box family member 4
Exons: 9
Coding region: 151-2010 (619 amino acids)
Biological process (GO): regulation of transcription by RNA polymerase II
Cellular component (GO): nucleus
Molecular function (GO): chromatin DNA binding
Source: RefSeq, a predicted model, not a curated record
GUCGGCUCGCGCCUGACUGGUUGACUCAUGACAGUUUCUUUCCAAUCAGCGGAGAGCGACGCGCGUCCUUCCGGAAGUGACGCACUACGAGCCCAGUGGGGGCGGUGGGAGCGCAGAGAGGGCUGAGUCGGUACUAGCGGUUGUCUGAAAAUGGAGUUUCCCGGAGGAAAUGACAAUUACCUGACGAUCACAGGGCCCUCGCACCCCUUCCUGUCAGGGGCCGAGACAUUCCAUACACCAAGCUUGGGUGAUGAGGAAUUUGAAAUCCCACCUAUCUCCUUGGAUUCUGAUCCCUCACUGGCUGUCUCGGAUGUGGUCAGCCACUUUGAUGACCUGGCAGACCCAUCUUCCUCACAAGAUGGCAGUUUUUCAGCCCAGUAUGGGGUGCAAACAUUGGACAUGCCUGUGGGCAUGACCCAUGGCUUGAUGGAGCAGGGCGGGGGGCUCCUGAGUGGGGGCUUGGCCAUGGAUUUGGCCCACUCUAUAGGAACUCAGUACAGUGCCAACCCACCUGUUACAAUCGAUGUACCAAUGACAGAUAUGACAUCUGGCUUGAUGGGUGAUAGCCAGCUGACCACCAUCGAUCAGUCAGAACUGAGUUCUCAGCUUGGUUUGAGCUUAGGGGGUGGCACCAUCUUGCCACCUGCACAGUCACCUGAGGAUCGUCUUUCAACCACCCCUUCACCUACUAAUUCACUUCAUGAGGAUGGUGUUGAGGAUUUCCGGAGGCAACUUCCCAGCCAGAAGACAGUUGUGGUGGAAGCAGGAAAAAAGCAGAAGGCUCCAAAGAAGAGGAAAAAGAAAGAUCCUAAUGAACCUCAGAAGCCGGUUUCAGCAUAUGCUUUAUUUUUUCGUGACACACAAGCUGCCAUCAAGGGACAGAAUCCUAAUGCCACUUUUGGAGAAGUUUCAAAAAUUGUGGCUUCUAUGUGGGACAGUCUUGGAGAAGAGCAGAAACAGGUGUAUAAGAGGAAAACUGAAGCUGCCAAGAAAGAGUAUCUGAAGGCUCUAGCAGCUUAUAAAGACAACCAAGAGUGUCAGGCCACUGUGGAAACAGUGGAGUUGGAUCCAGUGCCACCAGCCCAAACUCCUUCACCACCUCCUGUGGCUACUGUUGACCCAGCAUCUCCAGCACCAGCCUCAACAGAGUCGCCUGCCCUAUCUCCUUGCAUUGUUGUUAAUUCCACUCUUUCAUCCUAUGUGGCAAACCAAGCAUCUUCUGGGGCUGGGGGUCAGCCCAAUAUCACCAAGUUGAUUAUUACCAAACAGAUGCUGCCCUCUUCUAUUACCAUGUCUCAAGGAGGCAUGGUUACUGUUAUCCCAGCCACAGUAGUGACCUCCCGGGGGCUCCAGCUGGGCCAAACCAGUACAGCAACUAUCCAGCCCAGCCAGCAAGCCCAGAUUGUCACUCGGUCAGUGUUGCAGGCAGCAGCAGCAGCUGCUGCUUCUAUGCAACUGCCGCCACCCCGACUACAGCCUCCUCCAUUACAACAGAUGCCUCAGCCCCCAGCUCAGCAGCAAGUUACCAUUCUACAACAGCCACCUCCACUUCAGGCCAUGCAACAGCCUCCACCUCAGAAAGUUAGGAUCAACUUACAGCAACAGCCACCACCUCUGCAGAGUAAGAUUGCACCUCCACCAACGCUGAAAAUGCAGACCACAGUAGUUCCACCUGUUGUGGAAAGCAGUCCUGAGCAGCCUGUGAACAGCAGCCCUGAGGUUCAUCCAGUGGAGGCAGCCACUCCUGAUGCAAUUUGUGAGAUGAUCACAGAUGUUGUUCCUGAGGUCGAGUCUCCUUCCCAGAUGGAUGUUGAACUGGUGAGUGGGUCUCCUGUGGUGCUGUCACCUCAGCCUCGAUGUGUCAGGUCUGGCUGUGAAAACCCUCCUGUCGUGAGUAAAGACUGGGACAAUGAGUACUGCAGCAAUGAAUGUGUAGUGAAGCACUGCAGGGAUGUAUUUUUGGCCUGGGUAGCCUCCAGAAAUUCAAACACCGUGGUAUUUGUGAAAUAGUCUUUCCUGUUCUCCAAGCCAGUGAAGAUUUAUCUGCUGAGAAGAAGUCCAAGAGCCUGUUUUUGAGACACAAGCUGGGCUUCUGGUAGUGCCUGAUCUCAACUCACCAUGGUCCUUUAUGCCCCCUGCCUCCCCUUUCAGAGGCAAAGCUAUGGAGCUGGGUUAUUGAGUUUGCUGUAGUCUGUAAUGCUUUUUACUUUCAACUGCAAGCAGAAAUAUCAAGAUAGUAGCAAAGGAAAAGGUGAAGGGCAUAUAAACGAGCCAAUCAUAGGGAUGGUAGGGGUGGUGGGGUGGUUUGAGGAAACAGUAUAACUGUCGUAGGACUUACCUAAAAUAUUAAAAUGAUGGGAGAGGACUUGGCUUUGAGCCUAGGAGAAAACACUGUGUCCAUUUAAAAGGGAUAAGAGGGAUAAGGGUAUAGUACAGUGGUAGAAGGGCCCUUGAGUUCAAUCCUCAGCACACGUAAAACAGGAUAAAAGGUUUCAUCAAACAUACCUCCUUAAUAGCUAAGUGUAUUGGCACAUGCCUAAAAUCCCAGCACACUCAGGAAGCUGAGCAGGAUGAUCACCAAGUUUGAGAUCAGCCUGAGCAACCUAGUGACUUAGCAAGACCCUGUCUCAGACAAAACACCCAUUGAACCACCAUCAAUAAAUACAAUGAUGGGUAUGCAUAAUCCCAAUAUUCAGGAGACUAAAGCAGGAUAACCAUAAAUUCAAGAUUGGCCUGAACUACAAAAUGAGACCCUGUCUCAAAAAAAGGGAAAAAACCUGUUUUGAGGAGAGUGGUUUGUGACACAGGAACAUGGAACUAUAGAGAAAAUAACAUUGCCCAGGAGGUUCUUGUUUAUUUCUCUUCAGUAUUUCUAUAGUUAUUAUACUCUUCUGAUUUGUUAGUACAGUUUAUCAGAGGUAGAAGUGAAAAGCCCCUAAUUUAAAAGAGAUUCUACUAAAGUCUAAAGAGUUUGUAUUCCGUUUGAUGAAAUACCGUCUAAAUAACAGGCCAGAGCUGUUUUUAAUUUAAAGGCUAAUUGUCUAUGGCACUUAACCUGAGCUUAUUUUUCUUGGAAACAAACUACCAAAUAAUAGACUAGCAAAGCCACAUGUUUGUAACAGGAUAGCAAGUUUAAGGCAUGAUAUAUAUCCCCAGAGGGGACAAUAUUAAGUGAAAGUCAAAAUUCCUACCUUGAGAAAUGCUAUCCUAGGGAACUCCCUUCUUACUCAGCUACAUUCAUGUACUAAUCGCUAACCAUUUUGAUCCUACAACAGUCCUCUUUUGUAAUGAUCAGGAUGUCACUGCUUUCCAUGCAUUUAUUCACUUUCAACACUCACAGGGACCUAAUGAGGUAGGUAACAGUCCCAGAGUUGCACAAGAACACACUUAUCAAAGGGCAGAACUAGAAAUCCACCUUAAGAUCCCAAUUAUAAUACAAACCUUUAUUUAAAUAAAAGAAAACAGUUACUGUACAAAUACUGACUCUUCAGAUACAUGCACUUGCAGGGCCAUGGCCCUGGAUGCUCAGCUCUGUAGGCGUGUCUAUAAAUUCUUGGGUUUAGAGAUGAUUCCAUCUGGAUACCUUUGCUUGAACCGUGCAACAACAUCUGGAUCUAAUAGGUGGAUCCCAUCAAGUUGGUUUCCAAGGGUGAUCCUGAAAUGGGGAAAAGGGAGCAAACCAGAAAUCUUGGAAUUAAAGGAUUACUAUAUAAUUAAA